Molecule: messenger RNA, 3837 nt
Organism: Trematomus bernacchii (emerald rockcod)
Lineage: Eukaryota; Metazoa; Chordata; Actinopteri; Perciformes; Nototheniidae
Gene: ube2z
Product: ubiquitin-conjugating enzyme E2Z
Exons: 7
Coding region: 415-1611 (398 amino acids)
Biological process (GO): negative regulation of apoptotic process
Cellular component (GO): nucleus
Molecular function (GO): cysteine-type endopeptidase inhibitor activity; ubiquitin conjugating enzyme activity
Source: RefSeq, a predicted model, not a curated record
CGCUCAGCUUGACAGGUGAGGAAGCAGUUCCUGAAGUUGCGUUAUGUUAGUGGGAUGUGGUUCUAAACCAAAUAUUCUGACCUCAUAUUCCUUUACACUCAUAACAACCGGACAGAAAGCGCCUUCAUAAGACAGAGCAAGGUGGAAUAAGUAAUUUUGCGGACAACUUUAUACUUUUUGGAGGCCUGGGGGAAAUACAAAACGUUAAGCUAACGAUAAGUAGCCACCAUGUCGUGGGAAGAAAAGCCUUGUUUUCUGGCCUCGCCUGUGUGCUCUUCUCUGCUCCGUUACACUGCACUCUGAACCCGCUGAACACAACAACAAGCAGCGGUAACUUCACCUCAUCUGUCAAUGCAGCUAACAGUUAGCAUUAUAAAUUAACAACGACGGUUUAGCUUGAUAGCUUUGUGAGCCAUGGCGGACAGCUUUGGAGAGCAGUCCAGUGGUGGUGCCCUUGGCUUAGGCGUUACAGGACAGAGCAGUGAAGCUUCAAUGCUGCCGACUUUGGCUAACUCUCUGCCGGGGGGACACCCGACAUCCAGCGGUGCUCCCUCCAGCUCUAACCCGGCCUCCCCUCCUCCCACCGCGGCCGCGCAGAGUGGCCUAUCCGCUCUCGUAGCACCUAUGUCGGCUGUUACUGCGACACCAGCCGCUUUCUCCUCGCCACCGGUCGUGUCCGUGUAUCCCAGCCUACACGUCUCCUCCUCUCACCCCGGUGUUGGGCUAGGGGUUGGCGGGGUGGCAGGAGCGGGCCUUCUGUCCCAAAUCCACGCAACUUCAUGGGACCCGAGCCUCAGCACGGACUGGGACAACGAGAAGGCUUCACAGCAGUGCAUCCUGAGGAUAAAGAGAGACAUCAUGUCCAUCUACAAGGAACCUCCACCAGGGAUGUUUGUCGUCCCUGAUCCUCAAGAUAUGACAAAGAUCCAUGCUCUGAUCACAGGCCCGUUCGACACACCGUACGAGGGAGGCUUCUUCCUUUUCCUGUUCCGCUGCCCCCCCGACUACCCCAUCCACCCACCGCGGGUCAAACUCAUCACCACCGGACACAACACUGUCCGCUUCAACCCCAACUUCUACCGCAAUGGCAAGGUCUGCCUCAGCAUCCUGGGGACAUGGACAGGCCCAGCAUGGAGCCCAGCCCAGAGCAUCUCCUCUGUCCUCAUCUCCAUCCAGUCUCUGAUGACGGAGAACCCCUAUCACAAUGAGCCUGGAUUUGAACAGGAGCGUCACCCAGGGGACAGUAAGAACUACAACGAGUGCAUCCGCCAUGAGACCAUGAGGGUGGCGGUGUGCGACAUGCUGGAGGGGAAGGUCCCCUGCCCUGAUGCUCUUUGGAGCGUGAUGGAGAAGUCCUUCCUGGAAUACUAUGAUUUCUACGAGGGAGUUUGCAAAGAGAGACUGCAUCUACAGGGACAGAACAUGCAGGACCCGUUUGGGGAGAAGCGCGGUCGCUUUGACUACCAGGGCCUGCUGGCCCGCCUCAGCGCCACCCACAGGCGGAUACGGGAGAAAACCUUGGCGGAGGAGGAACACAACGAUGAGCCCUCGGACUCUGACACCAGCUCCUCAGGGACGGACCCCGACAGCCAGGGCUCCUCCCAGCCCUGACCCACCCCCACCCCCACCCCCCCCUCUCCACCCGGACAGUGCUGGACUCAAAGCCAGGUCAAGAACUACAGACAAGAGGACGGGAGGAACAAAAUCACAGAAGAGAAUGCUACGUCUAAGUUUACUGAGUCCAGGGUUCACCAUUGGAAUUUAGAAAGAGGAGAAUUGGUUAUUAUAUAAAAAAAAAAGAAUACCAUUCACGUAAAGUGCUGGUAAAUGUGGCCCGGAGCGGUGUGUUUGUGACACUUUCAUUUUGAUAUCCUGACUUGAUGGCUGCCCAAAUGCCUGAUAGGUGUUGAGAUGAACCAGCCAUUGUUGCUUGUGGAGGAAAAAAAAAAAGUUUAGUUUCAUGACUCAAACCUCUCAAUUUUUCCACUUUAAACCACAAUCCCUGUGGGUUCUUUAUACCUUACCUAGGAAAGACUGUCUGAUAGAGAUCAGCGAGGAGAAGCUCACUUUGGGGGGGAAGCAGGUUUGGGCCUGUGGAGCUGGACCAGGGGUGGGGGGGGUGACCUGAGUGUGCUGCGUGCGCUGCAGCAGUGAAAGGCUGCUCUUUAAAGGGUCUCCUUUGAGAUCAAGGAAGCAAAAACAGACCUUUGAGUUCAAAAAGACGGUAGCUUAGGGUGAAGCUUUGUUGCUUCCAUACAGACAGUCCAGCUUCUUACUGCUUUAACUUCCAUUUCAUUUUACUUUGAUUUUGUUGACUAAGUAGCUUUUGUUCAAUAGAAACCUGUACUCUUAUAACAAUAUUAAUUUGUCAUUGUUCAGGUGCAUGCUUUUCACCACCAGAUGUCAGGCUUGGUGAAUAUUUGGUUUUGUUUCACUAUCCUAUCAUAAGGGGGAAAUAAGGCUGAUUAGCCAAUACAUUUUCAGCUAACACUUUGUUUUGUUUUCCCUCAGCAGCCACACAGGAAAUGGACCUUUUGACAGCAUUGUUGCAGUCUGAUCACAACAAGACCUGUUCUUUAAAAAAAACAAGAGUUUGUUAGACACUCCGAAAGGAUAGGUUCAGAUAUAUUCUUAAUGUGACGCUUGCAUGCCUUAUGUUCAUUUAAUGUUCAUAAUGGCUGUGAAAAUAUAAUGUUUGAAUCCAAUUUAGCUGUGAGUGACACAAAUCAGUGGGUAUGUCUGUCCUUUACCAGCAUGCAUCUGAGCCAUGGUGGGGCGGGGGGGUUCCAUGUGGGGAAACAUCUCGGUGGAAGGUAGAGAAUAAUAAAACAAAAAACACUAGCAUCAAAAGAUUAGCUUCAGGUUAACUUUGCAAAACAUAUCUGCAGUGCACUAGUAAGUGAUCUCUCCACUGCAGUAUGGAGAGGGGGGGUUACUUAUUCAUCAAUAACUCUUGACAGAUUUCAUACAGGAUGUGAACAUUUCAAAUACAAAUCUAUCCUUUAAAGGAAGAUUCAGAUAUUUGAAAAUAUGCAUAUUCACAUUCAUUAGCUAAGACUGAUGCCACUCGAGUGUGUAUGUUCAUUAUGAGGCUACAGUUAGCUUGGCAUCAAUUUACUAGCACCUCCAAUUUUAGGGAUUAACACAUUAUAUAUCCUAUAGAUAAAACAAACAAGGUAUGUUAUCAUAUAUUUGUUACAUUUUGGACAGAGUAAGGGUAGCUUUUGUCUUUGAGCUAAGCUAACUGGGCUAGCUGUUUUUUUUAACUAAGCUAACUGGCUGCUGGCUAAAGCCCCAAUUAGCUCAUGUAUGAAAAUAAGUAUUUUUCCCCAAAAAGUACACAUUUCAUUUUUAAGUCUAGCUAUUUCAAUCAUAGUCACAUCAUGGCCGGACAAAAGAAUCACUCGUGCUUGUAGUGUUUCCUUUCUGCCUUCCAUUGUCCUCCAGUGUCUGUGCAGUCGUGUUGAAGAAGAGAAGAGCCGAUUCCUUCUGAUAGCAAACCCCGGUCCCCUAGCAGAGGCUAGGUUGCUUCGAAUGGAAUAACUAAUAUAGGGCAUUUCUUUUUUUAAUUAGUUUUAUUAUGUUAUAGAAUGGUUAUGCGAAGCAGCUCCUAGCAGAAUAUAUGUGACUGCCAAAAUGUUGAGUGCAACACACUUCCUGGAGUGAAGAGGUCAUGUCCCUGUUUGGUUGUGUUGUGUUGUGUUUAUAGCAGGGUUCCUCUGUGGCUCCAUAAGAGCCCGAUUACUGCAGAAGUGAUAUUUUCCAGGUCUGCAAAACGUUGGUAUUGUACAGAAGUUCUGGAAGUGAAGUACAGAAUAAAAUGUUGUUCAGUCCUGA